UAAUAGUUGCAGUGCUUUACUUCUUGAACUCUUCGAAAUUGAAUUAAGAAAUGCAAAUCGGAUUAUCCGCACUCACGUCUCACUCUUUCUUUCUGUUUAUCCUCGUUAACAUCGUAGUUCGGUGCUUUCUCUGUGGUGGUAUGCACGAAUGCUGCUGCGCUCGCCGUUAAAUAAUUAUUAAAUAAAGCCGCAAUAAGUCGACUCAGUCGGCUCAGUCCAUUGUUGAAACGCGUCGCAAGUUGAUGCGCGCCGUCCGUGCAUUCCCGUUACGAGUUCAUUAUCUAUAUCUAUGUUCCAGAGUUCAUGUGUUCUUUUGUAAAAACCGCUGAUGAACAAUCAUAUUUCGUGUCGAAGACGCGGAAACGUUAAAGUUAAAGCAGAGGUUUUCCUUCCUUCCUUCCUUGCUGAGAUCUGAGGGAGGACGGUUAAGGUUUACACUUUAUUUUGCUUCCAAUCUAGAGGAGACAACCAAGUUAUUUGAAUGACCAGCAAUACAGAUGAAGUUGUUGCCACACCUUCACCAGGUGAUUCGAUCAUCGUCGAGAGUGGUGGCGGUGGCUGGAGCGACGGUGUGAUCCUCGCAGUUCAGAUCCUGCUGCCUCUGGUCGUGGCAGGACUGAUUUGGGGCAGAAAGGCCAUAGUUUCGAAGAUAGUCACGCACUUUGAUAGGACGUGCAUCUCGGCCCUUUGUCCGACGAUCAGCAAACGCGAGAGAUUGCUGAAAUGGACGUUGACGCAGCUUCCGUACCUGGAGGGCGGUUUCUCGGCAAUCUGGAGGGACGGCUCACAACUCUGCACCCUAAUCAACACGGCUGUCCCAGGUGCUUGUCCCAAUCCGCACAGGCAUUGGCGAAAACCUCCAACGCAUGGACAGGCUUUGGCUUACAAAUAUUUAGGAGUAACUCCGGUCUUUACGGAUUCGGAUUUUGAGGAUCGCAGCUUCACGUUCAACGUGGAGAAGACCAUGAUCGAGUACGUGGCCAGUUUGCAGCAGGCCGUGGCGAAGAUUUCGCGCACCGAUGAUGGCGCGAUGGUUUCGUACUCGAACGACUUUGUAGCGCGCGGAAUGGGGCUGGUGACCGGGGAGCAGCACCGCAAAACCAUCAUCUACAUAUAUCCAAACAGUCCCGACUCCAAGAAGCUGUUGUUCAACGUGCGCGGGCCGUACAACUCCUUCGGUUCGGCGGCGCUUCGCUCCCCGGAAAUGCAGCACAAAAGCGAAAAGGGCUUCUUCAAGAGCCUCUCCAAAGACUUCAGCAAAAUACUGCUGAAGAGCUCCAACGGCAGAGAACCCAUCAGCGACGUCCAAAUCCAGGUGAUGCACGAACGCGAUCGUGCUCGCAUCACCUUCAUCCCGCAACAUUCCGGCGUCUACGAGGUCUGUCUGACCACGAACGGUGAGCACAUCGUCGGAUCCCCGUAUCACAUCAACGUCGAGAAGAAUCGAUCGGGUCUAAUCGACGAAAUUAAUGAGAAAUCGUCGAAGAAAUUAUGCGAAGAGAACAACAACAACAUCAUCGAGGAAGAAACGAUCAUCAAUCCAUCAGAACCCAAAACGGAUAGAGAAUCAACAGAUUUACAAGAAGUAAUCAAAACCGAAGAGAUCUGCACUAAAAGUCUAAUUAACACGAAGGCAGAAGCGAAGAAAAGAAGGGACAUUUCGGGAUUCGAGAGCAUUCCGAUCAACACGGAAUCCAACGAGUUCCAAAUCAAUUUCAAAAAUAGGAUUAAAGAAUUCGAGGACAAAUCGAAAUUGAUCACCAAAUUGGAACAAAGUAAAUCGAUUGAUGAUUGUUCGAAUGUGAUCGUCGAACAAGAAAACGAGAGUGUUAACAAAGAUUUAAAUGAUUCAGAAAUGGAGAAGAGCGAAUCUUUUGAGGAAUCUUCAGAGUCAUCUUUUGAAGUUGAUAAUGAUUCUAAAUUAGUUGUUAAUGGUUUGAUGAUGAGUGAUUCUGCGAAGGAGGAAAUUGUUGUGGCUAAAGUUUUGAAGAAACGCGACGAUUUUUCUAUCGCCAAGAAUAAGUUGGUGAAGUCGAGCUCAAACGAAGAUUUCGCCAGCAAACGUAACCCGAUAAUCGGUAACGUGAGAGAUAAACUGAGGCAAAGGUAUGCAGAAUCUCGGUCGGUGUACAGUAUAGACGAAAGCAGACGUAAAUUUGUGAGACGCGGUUCGAGUCUCAGCGACGAUCUGGACAAUCUGAAGGUGCCGAUUUCAACGAGGACUGUAGUCGCCGAUGAAUGCUACCUAAUUCUGCGGACUAGUCUAACGAAGUUAACGAACUCCGAGCAGAACAUCUCCAAGUUCGAUCCGGAUUUGCUGGCGGGCCACAGCACAGCUUCCGCGCUAUUGAAAAAUACCGACGAUGAAGACCGUCAGGCCGCUACCAAAGUUCCCACCGUUUCUUCAAGAAACUGCAACAAGGGAGCGAAUUUGCCCAACCUCCUGACAGAUCACCAGCCUUGUCUGGAUUUCCGGGAACAAUUCAUGCGACGACGCGAGUACUGGGAUCGCAUCUCAUCGCAGAACACGAGUUUAGCAUCGAGCAUGACCAGUCUCAACGAAUCGCCGAAGAUCUCUUCGCAUCAUUCCGAGAUGAAUCUGAAAGCUUACGAAGUGCGCUUCGAUUCAUCAAGAUACGGUGGAUCCGUGACCGAUUUGAAUUACUACGGAACCAAAGAGAGGAGACGCAUUUUACUGGACGACGAAGACGGGAAAGUCCACGAGAUCUUCGAGCCGAUAGUCGAUAGAAUCAAACUCUUCGACGCAGCAAGUCAAGCGGACGAUUUGGAUUUUGAUCUGGAUGGAAAAGGUGCAGCGAGUUUCAGGAUUGGCGAAUUGAAAACCGUUAAGAAAGUUAAGAGAAUUAGAUACAUCCCUGAGAACGGCACGAUCAAGGCGAAACUCAAGGAGCGCUUCGAGAAGGCGCACAGAUUCUUCAAGAAGCUCGAGAGGAACGCUUCGAAAAUCCAUACAACAGAUCAAUGAUUCCUCUUCACAUGGUGUUUGAUUUAUUUUUUAUAUAUUUA
Nicrophorus vespilloides is the source of this 3027-nucleotide messenger RNA. RefSeq lists its product as uncharacterized. The record is from RefSeq and is a predicted model, not a curated record. NCBI's taxonomy places the organism in Eukaryota, Metazoa, Arthropoda, Insecta, Coleoptera, Silphidae. Bases 482 to 2986 code for a protein of 834 amino acids. The transcript has 6 exons.